UCUUUUACAUAAACCUCCUUUUUCAUUACACACACUCCUUCACAUUAUCUUCACACCUCUCUCUCUAUUCUUAUCUUAUCAAGUUUCUUGAAUUCAAGAAACUUGAACACACACAAAUAAGAGUCUGUGUGUGUAGGUGUGUGUCUGCGUGUGUGAAAAUGGAAGGUGUAAUUCAAACAAAAGCCACCCUUUUAUCCCUUCCUUCAAACCCACAAACCAAAAUCUUCCUCAACAAAUUUUUACACCAAAAAAAACCAUCUUUAUCUUUAAUAAAUACACAAAAAAGAUUCAAUCUUUUUCCAAAUCCCUUAAAUUCAGCCAAAUCCACAUCUGGGUUUUGUACAAAUCUUAAUGGGCAUUCAAAAUUUCAAAGCUUUUUUAAAAACCCAGAAUUUUUCAGCUCAAAAAACCCCAGAAAUUUCCAUGUCUGUCAAGCUUCUGCCGCCGCAGCCGGCGGCGGCGGCGGUGAGUUGGAGGCUGAAAGUCCUAAGAUAAUGGGUAUUGAAGUUUUGACAUUAAAAAAGAUUGUGCCAUUAGGAUUAAUGUUUUUUUGUAUUUUGUUUAAUUAUACAAUACUUAGAGAUACAAAAGAUGUAUUAGUUGUAACAGCAAAAGGAUCAAGUGCUGAAAUUAUACCAUUUUUGAAAACAUGGGUGAAUUUGCCAAUGGCAAUUGGAUUCAUGGUUUUAUAUACAAAGUUGUCAAAUGUAUUAUCAAAGAAGGCACUUUUUUAUACUGUAAUUCUUCCAUUUAUUGCGUUUUUCGGCGCUUUUGGAUUCGUUUUGUAUCCACUUAGCAAUUAUUUUCACCCAACUGCACUUGCUGAUAAGCUUCUUGGUGUUUUGGGACCUCGGUUUCUUGGACCGCUUGCUAUUAUGAGGAUUUGGAGUUUUUGUUUGUUUUAUGUUAUGGCUGAGCUUUGGGGGAGUGUCGUUGUUUCGGUUUUGUUUUGGGGGUUUGCAAAUCAGAUUACAACCGUGGAAGAAGCCAAAAAGUUCUAUCCUCUAUUUGGUCUCGGAGCCAAUGUUGCAUUGAUUUUCUCGGGCCGUACUGUGAAGUACUUCUCGAAUAUGAGAAAACAUUUGGGUCCUGGAGUCGAUGGAUGGGCUAUUUCUUUAAAAUACAUGAUGAGUAUUGUCGUAUUAAUGGGGGUUGCCAUUUGCGGUCUUUAUUGGUGGGUCAAUACAUAUGUUCCUCUUCCUACCCGAAGCAGCAAGAAGAAGGAGAAGCCAAACAUGACUACAAUGGAGAGUUUGAAAUUUUUGGCAUCAUCACCAUACAUCAGGGAUUUAGCUACAUUGGUUGUAGCCUAUGGAAUAAGCAUCAAUCUUGUGGAAGUUACAUGGAAAUCUAAGCUCAAGGCUCAGUUUCCUAGUCCGAAUGAGUAUUCUUCCUUCAUGGGUGACUUUUCGACGGCAACUGGAAUAGCAACAUUCACAAUGAUGCUGUUAAGUCAAUGGAUAUUCAACAAGUAUGGAUGGGGGGUUGCCGCCAAAAUUACACCCACUGUUCUGCUUCUAACUGGUGUUGGGUUCUUCUCGUUGAUCUUGUUCGGUGAUCCCCUGGGACCAGGUCUCAUGAAAUUCGGGAUCACUCCCCUUUUAGCAGCGGUUUAUGUUGGUGCAAUGCAAAAUAUAUUCAGUAAAAGUGCAAAAUACAGUUUGUUCGAUCCUUGCAAGGAAAUGGCUUAUAUUCCAUUGGAUGAAGACACCAAGGUUAAAGGUAAGGCGGCCAUAGAUGUUGUGUGCAACCCGUUGGGCAAAUCAGGAGGAGCUCUGAUUCAACAAUUCAUGAUCUUAACAUUCGGUUCACUUGCUAACUCAACACCGUACCUUGGUGGAAUACUUCUAGUGAUUGUGCUCGCAUGGUUAGGUGCCGCCAAGUCAUUAGACACACAAUUUACGGCACUGAGACAAGAAGAAGAGUUGGAGAAGGAGAUGGAAAGAGCUGCAGUCAAAAUCCCGAUUGUUUCCUCAAAUGUGGACACAAACGGGUCAUUGGGCAGUGAUUCAAACAGCAACAGUUCGACAGAAAGCUCGUUUCCUAGGAAUGCUUGAAUUUGAGAAUCGUGGUUUUAUAGGAUAUAGCGUUUAAUACAGGUUAAGAUUGAAACUAAGAUGUUUUACAAGCUCGUAUGCUGUUUUGUGUAGGAUAAUAAUGAGAGGAAAGGCAGGAAUGCUGUCUACUUUUAAGUCUUUAAGGUUUAUGGAAAUGAAGAUUUUCUAUUUGUUGUAAUUUGUUGUUUUCUUCGAAGGGUAAACAGAGGAAUUGUAUGCAGUAAUUCUUUUAGUUGAGCUUGAUUUAAGAAUCAAUUCUUCAACAUCUUUUUGGACA
This is a messenger RNA of Erigeron canadensis, 2334 nucleotides long. Its product is annotated as plastidic ATP/ADP-transporter-like. Lineage: Eukaryota; Viridiplantae; Streptophyta; Magnoliopsida; Asterales; Asteraceae. The record is from RefSeq and is a predicted model, not a curated record. Gene Ontology annotation, biological process: nucleotide transport. Gene Ontology annotation, cellular component: membrane. The transcript is spliced from 5 exons. The coding region runs from base 159 to 2057 and encodes 632 amino acids. Gene Ontology annotation, molecular function: ATP:ADP antiporter activity.